AUGGCCGAUCCUGGAUACCAUUCUCGGACACUUCUUGCAUCCUUUGUUUAUCAACCCAGUGCUGCUCAAGUUCUUCGCGUCAUUCAAUGGCUGAUGGAAUUCUCUCCUCGUGGCCUACCUCAUGCUCCAUCCGCUUUCAUUCAUGCCUGUUUCGUUCUCUUUCUUGUUCGUCAUUUGAACGCUCACCUGCCAGCAGCCGAGUCUGCCGCCUGUGAGCAUCCAAAUGUAGUCGGUUACACCUAUUCUCUCCUAAGCCUGACGUGGGAGCCGACAGCCACUUGGCAAGCCUAUUCUCACAAAGACUGCCUGGGAGUCCUCAUCGCCCUACAUCUCUCUUCACCUUUCUUUGGUCCCUCCGCAAGUCCCUUGAAUGAGUGCUUGGAGAUGCUUGUGAAUCUUGUCAAAUUCAGUCUCCAACCUCUUCUCCAGGGUCGAGAUCGAGAUAGCGGUAACACCAGCCAGCAAACCCAUCUCUGCUACAGUGGCCUUACGACUGAGACUGCUGGCCUGUAUGGAAGGAAAGUGUUGGAGGUUUUUAGUAGGUAG
Hydatigera taeniaeformis is the source of this 546-nucleotide messenger RNA. NCBI's taxonomy places the organism in Eukaryota, Metazoa, Platyhelminthes, Cestoda, Cyclophyllidea, Taeniidae. The record is from the annotation of a GenBank genome assembly.